Molecule: messenger RNA, 1071 nt
Organism: Sodiomyces alkalinus F11
Lineage: Eukaryota; Fungi; Ascomycota; Sordariomycetes; Glomerellales; Plectosphaerellaceae
Exons: 2
Coding region: 1-1071 (356 amino acids)
Source: RefSeq, a predicted model, not a curated record
AUGCCUCCUGAGGAAGAGCAGGUGUCAUUGGGGCAUACGGCACCUGAGGCUGAGGACCUGGAACAGAACCAUAAGACCCGCGAGAGAAAGGACCUGGAAAAGGACCAUGAGGCUGUGGAGGUGAAGGGUCGAGGAGAUGAUCAUAUUGCCCCUGGUACGAAGGACCUGGAUCGUGACCACACUGACCCUGGAAGGGAGGCCCCGGAACAGAACCAUGAGGCUGCUGAGGCGAAGGGCCUGGAAAAGAGCCGUACACCCCACCAGAGGAAAAGAGAUCGGGGCCAGGAUCACGAGGCUGCUGAGGCGAAGGACCUGAAUCAUGACCAUGAGGCCCCUGGAAAGAAGAAGGACCCGGAGCAGGUUCUUCUCGCGGCUCCAGAGACGAAGGACGCUCACGCACAGGAGGUAAAGGAGGAUCCGUGUGCGGCCAGGACCACCUGGUACGCAAAGCCUCAGGCUCAGGGCUAUCAUACAGCUCCCGGGGAAAAUGAGGAGCCGGACGCGGCCGCCUGGGCUGCGGACUGGAAAUACUGGGCGUAUCCUGCUCCCGGGGCCGAGAAGGAACCCGAAUCAGCUGCUGGAUCUGAGGAUGAGGUCCGGAAGGUGGCAGCUGCGGCCGAGGACCGCUUCCAGCGGAAGACUCUCGAGGAAAAGGAGAACCCGUCCUUGGUUCCGGGGACAAAGCAGGAUGCACUUCACGACGAGCAGGCGACUCCCGAGGCAGAGGAGGACUCGUCGUUGGUUCCCGAGGAAAAGGAGGGCUCGUCCUUUGUUCCGGGGGCAAAGCAGGAUCCACGUCAAGAGGGGCAGGCGGCUCCCGAGGCAAAGGAGGACUCAUCGUUGGCUCCCGAGACCGAGGAGAACUCGUCCUUGGCUCCGGAGGCAAAGCAGACUCCACGUCACGACGAGCAGGCGACUCCCGAGACGAAUCAGAACCCGUGCCAGGACGAUCCGCCCCCUGGGUCACAGGAGUAUGCGCGACAAAAGGACGUUGGUUCCGGCGAAGGUCGGAGACGCCCUUCCUCUUGUCCCUCUGGAUGGAGGAAGGGUGACCCACGGCGUCCCAGGUAG